AUGGCCCGGCAAGAAGCACCUUAUGGGAAAUGGGUCCCUUCGGAAAGUAUUUCAGGCGGAAAUUUCAGUCUGCAAGGAGUCCAAGCCAAUCCAUCUACAGGAAAAAUAUAUGCGCUUGAGUCGCGCGCGGCUGAGGGGGGGCGAUACACGAUUGUCGAAAUAUCAGACUCAACAACCAGGGAAAUACUUCCUGCGGAAUACAGUGCAAAGGGCACAAUCCAUGAAUACGGAGGUGGCUCUCUCGCCAUGUACCCAAAUGGCAAAUUAAUUUUCACCAACUAUCCAACCAACGGUGUCUUCUUGCUUGAUCCGCAGUCUGGAACGGUCGAAAACAUCGUAUCUCCUGAUGCCUCGAAUCGAUUUAGCGAUUUCCACGUCUAUCCUCCAACGCAGGAAUGGAUUCUUGCUGUCCAGGAAACGCAUGAGACCAACGAGUCUAGUGAGCCCAUUGUGACAAAUACCGUUGUGGCCAUUCAUGCUGCUACGGGUGAUGUGAACUUCGUUGCUAAGGGCGCGGACUUUUAUUCGCAUCCUAAGUUUAGUCCGGAUGGGAAACAGGUUUCUUGGGUUGAAUGGAAUCAUCCCGAUAUGCCAUGGACGGGCUCUGUACUCCACUUGGCUCCGUGGGAGCCGGGAAAGCUUCUGGACUCGACUGUGGUGGCGGGUCAGGCAGGCGUCGAGAGUAUCUGCCAGCCGCGAUGGAGGUUGGAUGGAACCCUGUUUUUUGUUAGUGAUAGAACGGGCUACUGGCAGCUAUACCGAUUCGAUGGGAAAGCCUCACAUCAUAUACAACUUGAAGGGCUUGGAUUGGGAGAAUUUGGAAGCAGGGAGCCUUUGUUGGGAAGUUGCACAUAUAUUCUCAUGGAUGAAAAGACCAUUGUUGCGAGCGUCAUUCAGAACGCAACCUCUAACUUGAUCAGAAUCGACCUGGAGUCCAAUUCAUGGAAGGAUUUAUCUAUUGAUCUUGUCGAUAUCCUGAGGAAUGCUCUGGCGUGUGUCUCGCCCACAUCUUUCGCGGUGAUCGGAAGCACUCGGACAGUUCCGCAGGCAUUAUACCAUGUUGAAUUGAGUGACGGCGUGUCUGUAAACGCGAUCCGAGCAACAGUUAAGAAACCCAUUUCAGAAAGUCUGAUUUCCCAGGCACGCCACGUCACAUUCCCCCGGACUUACAGCAACACUUCCGACAAAGGCCAUGCCCUAUUUGUCCCACCCAAAAACCCUGAAUUCGAAGCACCGGCUGGAACACUGCCGCCCUUGAUUGUAUGGAUGCACGGUGGUCCCGUCGGUCACGUCACUCCAGAACUCGACUUUAAAACCCAAUACUGGACUUCACGAGGGUACGCGUACGUGCUCGUCAAUCAUGUCGGAUCCACGGGAUAUGGCCGAGCAUAUCGCGCACUUCUUGACGGUGCGUGGGGAGAAGCCGAAAUUGCCGACGCCGCAAGCUGUGUGUCAUAUCUCGCUUUGGAGGGGGUGAUCGAUGUGACCAAGGUUGGAAUUGUGGGCGAGAGUGCUGGCGGUUAUUCUGUUAUGCAAGCGCUCUAUACUUACCCCGAUAUCUGGGCUGCAGGGAUUAGUCUAUAUGGAAUAAGUUCUUUGCAAGGAUUUGCGGAGCUGACGCACAAGUUUGAGAGUCAUUAUAUUUUGGGCCUUGUGCUGGGCAAGGGUGAGUGGAGUGAUGAGGCGCGUCAGGCGAGAUACAGGAAGCGGAGUGCACUCUACCAUACGGAGAAAAUCAAGGCUCCUUUGUUGCUUUUACAGGGUGAUAUCGAUACGGUUGUUCCUGUUUCGCAGGCGACAGAGAUGGAAGAGGCGAUGAAGAAAUCUGGCAAGGAGGUUGAGCUUGUCGUUUUUGAAGGGGAGGGACAUGGUUGGCGUAAGGGAGAAACGAUUCGAGCUUCCACUCAGUUGGAAACGAAAUUUUGGGCAGCAAAUUUACUCUAG
Penicillium verhagenii is the source of this 1944-nucleotide messenger RNA. RefSeq names its product S9 family peptidase. Gene Ontology annotation, biological process: proteolysis. The record is from RefSeq and is a predicted model, not a curated record. The transcript has 3 exons. Gene Ontology annotation, molecular function: serine-type peptidase activity. The coding region runs from base 1 to 1944 and encodes 647 amino acids. NCBI's taxonomy places the organism in Eukaryota, Fungi, Ascomycota, Eurotiomycetes, Eurotiales, Aspergillaceae.